This is a messenger RNA of Doryrhamphus excisus (bluestripe pipefish), 6513 nucleotides long. It is a transcript of the gene ankrd12, whose product is annotated as ankyrin repeat domain 12. Gene Ontology annotation, molecular function: protein binding. The record is from RefSeq and is a predicted model, not a curated record. Gene Ontology annotation, cellular component: nucleoplasm. Lineage: Eukaryota; Metazoa; Chordata; Actinopteri; Syngnathiformes; Syngnathidae.
CGCUGGCGUGUUUUCGCUAGUCUUUUCUCUGAGAGGAGGACGAUGUUUUCAAAAGCAGCCAUGAACGUCACACUGCCGUAGGCUACGCUUCACGUCCCGUAUUUUCGGUGGGUUGAAAUAGCGUUUUCUGUUGCCAACCGAAUCCCGGAUGAGUUGGUGACUCCCCGCGUAGAGGUGCAUGAUGAACCUGCCGAGCCGGAGUUGUCGCAGCUAGUCGGGUGCUACACCAUGGCCAAACCUGGGAGCGACAGGGAUGGAGCCAUGGUGGAAAGGCCAGCGGGAAAGAAGUGCAAAGACAAGCUGUCCCCCUUCACCAAGACUCCCAAGCUGGACCGGAGUGAAUUGCUGGGAAAGGAAGGGAAAGUCAAGUCUUCCAUGAAACGCAAGCUCUCCUUCACUAGCAGUCCGCCCCGGACCGAGGAGCGAGACUCGGACACGGAUGAGUCAGACCCAGGCCAGUCCGGUGAGACCUGGGGGGAGAGAUUAGUGGCCCCCUGCAGGACCUACGCAGAUAAGGAUGGACCAGACAAGAAGAAGGUGAAAAAGGAGAUUGGGGGCAAAAAGGCCCAGGCCCCCAACCUUUUGUUUGGGUACCCCCUGUCCGAGCGCAAGCAGAUGGCUCUGCUCAUGCAAAUGACGGCCAACAGUCCAGACUCAACCCCCAGCCACCCCUCCCAGACCACACCCGUGCAGAAGAAGGUGGCCAGCAGCGCGUCGUCUCGGCAGAAGGACAAAGUCAACAAGAGGAACGAGCGUGGUGAAACGCCCCUUCAUAUGGCGGCCAUACGAGGGGACGUCAAGCAAGUCAGGGAGCUGAUCAGCCUGGGCGCCGACGUCAACGUGAAAGACUUUGCAGGUUGGACCCCCCUUCAUGAAGCGUGCAACUUGGGAUAUUACGACGUGGCCAAGGUGUUAAUAGCAGCGGGUGCGGAGGUGAACACGCAGGGUCUGGACGACGACACGCCUCUCCACGAUGCCUCCAGCAGCGGCCAUAAAGAUAUUGUCAAGCUGCUGCUGCGCCACGGCGGGAACGCUUUCCAGGCCAACAAGCGUGGGGAGCGUCCAGUGGACGUGGCCGACUCUCAGGAGCUGGAACAGCUGCUGAAAGGGGAGGCGUCGCUUUCAGACGAGCAGGAGGACAGCUCCUCGGACUCCGAGUACCCCCCUUCCGUCAAUCCAUCCAGUGUGGAUGACAACAUGGACGACUCGGACAUGGAGAAAGACUCGGACGCUAAACCAGCCGCAAAGUCGUCGUCCAUGGCAGGCCUGGACGAGUACGAGUUCAAGGACGAGGAAGAGGAGGAGGAUCUCAGUAAAGCCCUGAACGACAGACACAUCCUGCGGCGGGAACUGCGUCAGCGAGAGAAAGAGGACAAGGAUAUGAACAACGUGGGCGGGAAGCAGAGCACCAAGGGCGAUCCCUCCCCCAAAGCCAAAAAGCAGAGGCCCCCUCCGGUGCACUGUAGCUCGGACACGUCCAGCGACGAAAGUGAGAGCCUCCCCGACAAAAGGAACUCCCCCACGUGUUCCCAGAGUUGGGAGGGAGUCAAGGCAGACGUGAAGUGUAAGAAGGAGAAUGCCGAGCAAAAGGACAAGGGCAAGGUCAAGAGGAAGAACAAGAGCCAGAAUAAAAAUAAGGAAAACCAAGAGGACGGGAAAGAGAACAGCAAAACGUCAGAGAGCACGGAUAAGGGACGCGAGGAAGACACCUUCAAGAUGUCCUUCAGCCCCAAGGACGACACGUCUGUGCACCUCUUCCACUUGUCCUCCAUCAAAUCUCCCAAAGUCAACCACAGCCUGGCCGACAAGCACACGCCGCUCAAACAGGAAAACAGCUCGUGUCCCGGGGACACGGUCAAGUACAACCACUACUCGGAAGGCGACUACUGCUCCGAGGGCUCCAGCACUAAAGCCCACAAGCACAAAGAGAAGAGCAAACAUCACCAGAGAGACGGAGAGCCAGACGGCAGCCCGUACAAAGACGACGGCGGCGGCGGCGGCGGCGGCGGCGGCGAGGGCGCCUUACGGAAGAGCGAAGAAGGCAAAGCGGCUAAGAAGCACAAAGUCAAACACAAGGACAAAGACAAACACCGGCGGGAAUACGAGGCGGAGCGCAGCCGGCACAGACCAAAGGAAGCCAGGAGAGACGGCCACAGGAAUCUGGAGUUUGACAGAGAGUUCUGGAAGGAAAACUUCUUCAAAAGCGACGAGGCGGACGAAGCGCUGCCUGGGAAAAGGGAAGCAGAGGAGAUCUCCGAGUGCUCCCCCUUCAAGGAGGAGAGGAACUCUAAGGAGAAACAUUCCAGUGGCAAGGAGAAGAGGCCGCGAGACGAGCGAGACAAGGCCAUAAAAAAAGAGCGCAGGGAGGAGAGGAUGAAAGACUUGAAGUUUGGCGAGCGUGACGACCGAGCCGACUGCCACAGCUGCGGGAGGAUUCCAGAUGAGCCUCCGCAGAGUGGGAACAGUGGGAAAGAAGAGACGGACGAGAAGCCCAUAAGCGCCCUCGCAGCUGAUCAGGAACAUUUGGAGCCCUCGGAAAGGAGCUUACGUGACAAAAGCGACAAGAGGCUCUCGGGAAAAGAAAAGGAGACUGAAAAAAUGGAGCGAAGGCAUCCCGACAAGGAAAAAAAGGCCAAGGCGGAACACUCGGACAAAGCGGAGCCGCAGAACCAGUUGGAUCGCUGGAAGGAAAGGGAGAAAUCCGUGGCCACUUCCUGCCACUCGCCAGGUGAUAAAAACUACAAGGAAAGUGACAAACUGAGGUCUCCAUCCACCGCGAAGCGGCAUGAGGACGGCAGGAAAAGUCGAGAUAAGAUGGACAAGCGCUCGGAUCGGGAGAGGCAGGACAGAGAUUACGGCGCCGCCGAUCACAGAGACAAAGAUCGGCCCAGCUGUGAUAAGAAAGCAAAGCCUUGUGACAAGUCCGAGCGCUCCAAGGAAAAGGACUGCGAGCGCAAGAGGAAAGAAAAAGUCAAAGACGGGUCUCUCUGCUCCGGAUCCAACCUGAAGUUCCUGCUGGAAGAGAAGGUGCAUCCCUCUGAAGGCGGGAAGCUCCUGGCCAGCAAAUCAAAGGACGACGCCGUGAAAACGGCCGAGAAGGAGCGCGACCGGAGAGAGCGGGACCGAGACUCAGACAGACACAAGGACAGAGACCGGGACAAGGACCGGGACAGGCACAGGGACAGGGACAGGGACAGGGACAAGACCAAACCCGGCAAGACCAAGACCAGUGACACCGACGCGGAGAAGGUCAAAUCCAAGCCGGCGUCUGGAACACGAGACGGCAGGCCCAAAGAGAAACGGCUGGUCAACGAUGACCUGAUGCAGACCAGCUUCGAGCGCAUGCUGAGCCUGAAAGACCAGGAGAUUGAGCAGUGGCACCGCAAACACCUGGAGAAGAUCAAGCAGAAGGAGAGGGAGCGGCUCAAACAGCGACCUCUGCUCGACCCCGGGAAGUCCAGGCCCAAAGACCGGACAAAGACGGAAGCCUGCUACAGCAAGGAGCUCAUGCGCUCCAAAAGCUCCGAAGCCCCAGACAAACCCCAGAAGGACGCCUCCAGCCUCAGGACCGUGUCCCUGGAUGGGAAAAGCCUGCCCUCCAUCAGCGCCAAGGUCAUGUCCGUGGUGGAGAACUGUCUGAGCAGAUCUCCCCGGCCCGAGGGCGAGCACUGCGGCCUCAUGUCCAGGUCCGUGUCCUUGGUUUCCAUGGCGAGCUCCGAGGACUCCUGCCAGGCCACCAUGCUCACACCCAAGCACGCCGAGUACGACUCGGACGUGAACCCGGAGGCGGCCGACAUGCAGCCGGCGUUCCUGCAGUCAUCCCUCGUCAUUCAGGCCACCCGGUUGCCCUCCGCGCUGGAUAAAGAUGGCGGCCUUGCAGAUGCGCAGCACGCCGCUCGCCCCGCGCUCACCGCCAGACACGAGUCUCCGUACCUCAGGGCCAUCCUGGAUGAGGAGGCGUCGAGCGAACUGCUCCAAAACCCGGGAGGUCUGCACGCCAGGGAGACGUCGAGCGAAAGAGAGGAGACGCUCGUCAGUGAGGUGCCGGAUGAGUGUGGAGGCGCGGCAGGCAGCUCCACACCUGACCCAGACCCUCCAGGGAAGGGUCUGGCUCUGUGUAGUAGUCCUAGAGCAGGCCCCACGGAGCACUCGGACCCUCCUGCGUAUGUGGACACUUCACAGACGGACAGCACCGACAGGGACUCUGAGCCCCCCCUGCUGUCUCCAUGUGUGGAGGCCUCAGAGCCCACAAACCCCAAAAGCCUCCAGGCGAGGGAGACCCUGCCCUGCAUCCUUCAGGAGGACUCUUCAGUGCACCCCUGGGACCAGAAGGACAAAGUGGUGACUCCUGAUGGGGGGGAACCUCCAAGUGAGGAAAAUGCUUGUGAGGGUGUCGUGAUGGAUGAGAUGGAAAGCCCGGUAGCUUCCACCAGCACCAACAUUCCCGUCUCCACAGAAUCCUUACUGGGCUCCAACAAGCCCAGCACGGAGUCCAGCGGUUUCCAAGAGGAUCCGGACGUAAGCGACACCUGUGAUGCUCUGAUGGACGCGUCGGACAACGAGCCGUCUGCCCUGAGCCAUGAGCCCAACGACCAGGUCAUCACUGACGUCCAGCAGAACUCGAAUCAAGACCUCCUUCAGAGUUCCUCGGCAGAGGAGCAGCCGGGUGCAGAGGGCCCCUCGGAUUCCCACUGUGAGCCGAUGGAGGUGGAUCCUGCUGACAGGAAACCGGAGUCCUCUGGUGGCGAUCCCACGCAGCCCGCGGGCCACGGCGACCUGAGCUACAGCACCUCAGGAAGCUCCUCCCCCCAGUCCGCAGACCAAGAGUCGGACUGCUCUGGCGCCAAGAUGAAGAUCCGCUCCUCAGACGAGGACGCCGACGUGCACGUGCCCCACCCUCGCAAAAGGAAGAUGCCCAAGGCGGCGGCUUCGCAGGCCGGCUGCACCAGCCAGCAGGAUAAGGAAGGUCAGCAGUCGCUGGCCGCCAUGGUGGCGUCGGUCAAGUUGGAGGAGAUUGAGCCGUACCAGACGGAAAGGGCCAACCCCUACUACGAGUUCCUGCACAUCCGGAAGAAGAUCGAGGAGAAGCGCAAAGUCCUGUGCAGCGUCGCGCCGCAGCCGCCGCAGUAUUACGACGAAUACGUCACCUUCAACGGGUCCUACCUGCUGGAUGGGAACCCGCUCAGCAAGCUGUGUAUCCCGACAAUAACUCCGCCCCCCUCGUUACCCGAGCAGCUGAAGGAGAUGUUCAAGCAGCAGGAGGUGGUCCGCAUGAAGCUGCGCCUGCAACACAGCAUCGAGAGGGAGAAGCUGAUCGUGUCAAACGAGCAGGAGGUCUUACGGGUGCAUUACCGGGCGGCGAGAACGCUGGCCAAUCAGACGCUGCCCUUCAGCGCCUGCACCGUGUUGCUCGACGCCGAAGUGUACAACAUGCCUCAAGAUGUUCAGAGCGACGACGGCAAGACGUCUGUGAGAGAUCGAUUCAACGCCCGACAGUUCAUGUCCUGGCUGCAAGACGUCGACGACAAGUUCGACAAGCUCAAGACGUGCCUCCUGAUGCGGCAGCAGCACGAGGCGGCGGCCCUCAACGCCGUCCAGCGCCUGGAGUGGCAGCUCAAGCUGCAGGAGCUGGACCCGGCCACCUACAAGUCCACCAGCAUCUUCGAGAUCCCCGAGUUUUACAUCCCGCUGGUGGAGGUCAACGACGACUUCGACCUCACCCCCAUAUGAGGAGCCGCCGGGUGGAGCAGCGCCUUCCGAGAGGCCGCCACAGCAAUGCGAAGCACUUAAGACGGGGAGCACUUAGGACCGAUCCGCACCCCGGCUGGCUCUCAACAGGGGCCGCCCGCCCUCGGGACGGGGGGGCCGGGGGGGCCGGGCCACCGUGGAGUCCAGGAGACCAAAAGAGCGGGUCGGGCGCCGCGGGAAGGCGCCGCACUCGCACGCCGUCCCGCCUCCGCCACCCAGUCGCGUCAAGCAGGGUCACACAAGUGAAAGAUUUCAUGCUUUUAUUGUGUUCAUACGUUGUGUACAGAAUGUGCUCUUCAUUUUCUAACUUAUUUGAUACAUACAUACAUACGUACAUACUGUGUAUUACCACUGUGUAUUUGUACAUAGCCAUGGAUCAUUAGGACUAUUGUUCACACCAUGCUAGAUAUUUGCAUUCUUUUGCUUUGAUAUGGCGUGUUCCUCUUCGUCCGUGACGUCCUGUUGUUUUAACCCUUUCUUUUCCUCUUCAUCUGCAGUUUGGCGCCACGUUGGCAAUUAACGCUGUGCAUGCCUGCAUCCUUGCGUCCUUGCAUCCUUUCUACCUUUCCUAAGGGCCGUGCCGUGGACGUUGUGAGUUUUACUGAAGUCUUGCUGCUUUUCUUUGCGUCGUCGUCCUUGCGGCCUCCGUGUGUGUCGUCCUUUUGUGUGUCGCGCACAUUCGAGUCUGUCGUGGCUUCCGGGGGGGAGGGGGGGAAGGGGAAAAAAGCUUUUACAGUUUCAAUGUGAGAUCACAACAAAACCUAU